AUGGCGGAACAAUCUAUGCCCUCAAGGCAGCUCUGUGACUUUCUCAAAACGUUGCCCCGCGUUCACCAGAAUCGAUACACAGAGCAGGCAGAACGCGAUCUACUUCAGAGUCUCUUUUGGUCACUCGCCGGCGGACAAAAAGAAUACUUAAACCUUUUCUUCCCAGAGGAUUCGAGGCCAUCGAUCAACGAGGCAUGGAAACUGAGAAAAGCGCAAGGAGGGACAGAUGGCGACGAAUUUACAGAGGCGGCUAGAGGGAAGGUUUGCGGACAUAUAUUUAAGACUGGAGAAGCUACAUAUCGAUGUAAAACCUGUAGUUCCGAUGACACAUGCGUACUCUGCAGUCGAUGUUACGAUUCAUCUGAUCAUACGGGACAUAUGGUAUAUGUGAGUGUCUCAUUGGGGAACAGUGGAUGUUGCGACUGUGGAGAUCCAGAGGCCUGGCGUCUACCAGUCCAUUGCUCGAUACAUACAGCAUACGGACCUGGCGAAGGUGAAGACAAGGGUAAGGCAGCGGGUCUGCCAGGGGAAUUGUUGGAAAGCAUACAAAUGACCAUCGGGAGGGCUUUUGAUUAUAUUUGUGAUGUUAUAUCAUGUUCGCCAGAACAGUUACGAUUGCCUAAAUCAAAGGAGUCUAUACAGUUGGAUGAGAGGAGGUCGCGAUUGACAUCUUCAUACUAUAACGGAGAUAUCAUUGAGGAUGAAUGCGAAUAUGCACUUCUUUUGUGGAAUGACGAAAAGCAUACUGUCAAUGAAGUUCGAGAUCAGGUGGCAAGAGCCUGCAAAGUAACAAAUGCGGAGGGCUUGCGGCGAGCACAUGAAACUGACGAUAUUGGCCGAAGUGUUAUUAAAUAUAGUACGGACAUCGACCAAUUGUUGCGGGUUUCAAAGGUUGUCGAACAGAUUAAAGUCACGGUCACUAUUCGUUCUGCUCGGGAUACUUUCAGAGAGCAGAUGUGUGGAACUAUCAUCGAAUGGCUUAGCGAUAUUUCUGGUUGUAGCGUCGGUCCAGAUCACAACAUAUUACGACAAGUUGUUUGUGAAGAGAUGCUUAAAGAGUGGAACCGAGGAAGUGAGGCAAGCAACGCUGACAUAGGAUUGAAUGGAAUCGAUGACCAUGAAGUGGAGGAGAAUCUGUGGUCAGAUGUUGAAAGUCGAGUUUUCGGACAUAUUUUGAGAGACCGCCAGCCUCAAGCUAUGGCGGUAAUGGCCGCGGCCGCUGCUACCGAUUCGGAAUCUGACGAAAAUGAGAAUGAUGAUGAUGAUGAGCUCAAUGAAGCCAAUAUAGCGCUUGAUGAUGACGAUGAAGAUGGUCCCAGUGAUGACGAGGUGGAAUUAGUUCAGUUUGAGUCCGAGGCGUUGAGAAUUUUUCAACAGGCGAGACAACAAGCUUUAGCUACCGCUGCUCAACCAGAAGCCGAAGCCGAGACUGAUAAUGAUGGAGAUGUUAACAUGAUCGGAGCAGACGAUGAGGCACUAGAGGUACAAGAAGCUACUAUGGCCGGAUAUCCACCUCCGCCGCCACCACCUCCUCCACCUCAGAGAGUUACUAGGGAUCGUGACCUUACGCCAUCGGAUUCUGAUACUGCGGAAAUGCAACCUCUUAUAUCAGACAACCUGUAUGCGAAAGCCAAGAUGGAAAUUCCGAAGACUCCACUGAAUCUAGUAGAAAAAGAAAUAGCAAAACCAGCUAGGUAUUGGCUUGAAAGUCCUCCUGGUUAUACCGACAGGGAAUCAGUACCAUUACAUGAAGAUUUGUGGCAUAAGCUACGAUUAGACUGGCUAAUUUUAUUUGAUUUGAGGAUGUGGAAAAAAGUUCGAGUCGAUCUUCGUGAGCUCUACAUCUCGACCGUGGUAUCGAUUCCUGAGUUCAAACGUGUGCUUGGUCUACGUUUUGCAGGUCUUUACACUACUCUCGCGCAACUUUACUUGAUUGCCGACAGGGAACCAGAUCAUUCCAUUAUCAACAUCUCUUUGCAAAUGUUGACAACGCCAUCGAUCACUGCCGAAAUCGUGGAAAGAGGGAAUUUCUUAACCAAUUUAAUGGCAAUUCUGUAUACCUUCUUAACCACACGACAGGUUGGACAUCCGUAUGAAAUAUUCCCAAAUGCCACAUUAUCUUUCGACUCAGGAUCUGUGACCAACCGUCGAAUGUACCAUUUCUUCAUGGAUCUGAAAUAUCUGUUUGGUUCAGAGCACGUACAAGAAAAGUUACGCACAGAGGAGAGAUACAUGCUGCAGUUCUUGGACUUGGUCAAACUCCAUCAAGGUAUUUGUCCUAAUGUCAGGGCUGUUGGCGAGCAUGUGGAGUAUGAAACGGAUGCUUGGAUUAGUGCGUCUCUAAUAACCCGAGAAAUCAAUCGACUUUGUAGGCAAUUCUCCGAGUCUUUUAAAUGGACUCCUGGUGAAUUGACGGAUCCUGUUUGCAGGGCAAUUCGAACCGCAGCAAAGGCGGUUAUUCUUAACUCCUUGGGUACUGAGAGGAACCGUUUUACCCAGGCAGAAAUUAAGGAUGAAGUCAAAUUCAAAAAGGUGGGUGAUUAUGAAUUCGACACUACCGAACAGUCGAACAGUGUUAUUCAGCAUUCGGUAGUCAAGUUUGUAGUAGAGUCUCAACCUAUUAGUUUCCACCAUGCGCUCCACUAUACUCUCUCUUGGCUCAUCGAGUGCGGUAAAGGCAUGCCCAGACAACAGCUUAUCCGGCUACUCAGCUUUACUACCCAAGAACUUCUUCAAAAACCUAAAUUCAUGGGACAACGACUUAUGCCUAGUCAAGUAUACUCCCCAGAGGAUCAUUUAAUGGCAGCCUUCGACUACCCCUUGCGAGUAUGUGCAUGGUUGGCGCAAAUGAAGGCUAAUAUGUGGGUUCGAAACGGCAUGAGUCUUCGUCACCAGCAGGGUACAUACCGUGGAGUCACAUUGCGGGAUGUAUCCCAUCAUCGAGAUAUAUUUCUUCUUCAAACUGCUAUGGUUGUAUGUCCACCUGCUCGUAUGCUGGUCUCGAUUAUCGACCGAUUUGGUCUGGAGCAAUGGAUGAAAGGCUUGUAUGAAGCUAAGUCAGAUGGAGUCGAUGAUGGACAGAUUCUCGAUAUCGCAGAGGAUUUGAUUCAUCUUCUGAUUGUCCUGAUCAGUGAUAGGACAUCUUUGCUUUCAAGUGAUGAUGACCCUGGAUCUCAUGUAAUGGCCAUGCGUCGAGAUAUUACCCAUGUCCUUUGCUUCAAACCACUAUCAUUCACGGAGAUUUGUGGCAAGCUACCAGAUAAAUUUCAAGACCAGGAAGAGUGCCAAGAUAUUCUGGACGAGAUGACGAAUUUCAAGCCGCCUGAAGGUCUAUCUGAUGUUGGGACUUUUGAGCUGAAAGAGCAAUAUUUGGAAGACAUCGAUCCCUACAUUGCUCAUUACAAUAAGAACCAAAGAGAGGAGUCCGAAAAUACUUACAAGGCUUGGAUGGCAAAGAAGACAGGUAGAUCACCUGCCGAAAUUGUCUUUGAGCCGAAGUUGCGCCCUAUUGAGUCAGGCGCCUUUUCGGAUCUAGCUGCUUUUACACGAACGGGUAUCUUUGCUCAGAUCAUUUACUAUGCACUGUUAUAUCCGUUGAUGGCGAAUAAGCUAACGCCAGCUGUACCUGUAACCCGAGUAGAGGCAUUCUUGCAUGUAGUUCUACAUCUAGUUCUCAUUGCCGUAUCAGAAGAUAAGACAGACGAAGAUGAGAUGUCCGAAGAGUCCCUCGAGUCGUUCAUUUAUAUUGCACUCACAAGCAACGCACGAAGCAACUUCUCGCCAAGUGCUCCAGCAUCGAAGACAAUAGUUGCUAUUCUGGAAAUGCUGUCACGAAAAGAGGAGUUUAAAACUUGCCAUCCGAAGAUUACUUUGGUAUUGAAGAGAAUGAAGCAAAAGCGACCUAGAAAUUUCGAAACUGCAUUUUCAAGAUUGGGCGUUCCGGUCGAUAGGAUAUCUACAGCUUCGCCUGCAAACAACAAUGCGCUGGAAGAUAAGGAAAAGAAAAAGCAAGCUGCCUUGGAACGUCAAAAGAAGGUCAUGGCACAAUUUCAACAACAGCAGAAAAAUUUCCUUGAUAAUCAGGGAGAUAUUGACUGGGGUGAGGAUGAUAUAAGUGAUUCAGAUGUGGAAUCUGAAGGCGAGAGCUCGAAGAGUUAUUACCAAUACCCUUCCGGAACUUUGUAUCCUUUGCCAAGAAGAAAUCGAAAGAUGGUCGUCUCUACGGAACAUUUGCUUUGA
Messenger RNA from Sclerotinia sclerotiorum 1980 UF-70, 4239 nucleotides. RefSeq lists its product as hypothetical. The coding region runs from base 1 to 4239 and encodes 1412 amino acids. The record is from RefSeq and is a predicted model, not a curated record. Gene Ontology annotation, cellular component: ubiquitin ligase complex; cytoplasm. Gene Ontology annotation, biological process: ubiquitin-dependent protein catabolic process via the N-end rule pathway; protein ubiquitination. Gene Ontology annotation, molecular function: ubiquitin protein ligase activity; zinc ion binding. Lineage: Eukaryota; Fungi; Ascomycota; Leotiomycetes; Helotiales; Sclerotiniaceae. The transcript has a single exon.